AUGGAGGCGAAGAAAGUGGAAAAGCUUCAGAGUCAGUUGCAUUUUCUUGAUGUUUCCAACAGUACUAAAAAUAAACAUACAUUUUUCGUUGACGAAGAAGACGAAAGGAGAAAUUUCGAUAUUGCUAAACAACUUGACACACAUCCAGCGUUACUGAGCAGAAAAAUUAAUCGACCUAGAAUAAAUAAUUUGAAAACGAUGAAACUACCGGAUAUUGAUGAAGGUACUUUUUUAAAAGCUGAACAACAAAAGCACAUGGCUUACAAAGAAUUAGAUAAGAGAAUUGAAAGAGAAAGACAACUCACGAUCGUUCAACAAAAGUUGGAGAUACGAAGGGCCCUAAAGGACAAAAAGGUUUUGCAACCUAAACAAGUUCGUCCUGGCACGAAAGAUACAGCUCCUAUUUUCAAAUGGAAAUUUGAAAGGAAACGAUAA
Leptopilina heterotoma is the source of this 435-nucleotide messenger RNA. Its product is annotated as probable U3 small nucleolar RNA-associated protein 11. The coding region runs from base 1 to 435 and encodes 144 amino acids. The record is from RefSeq and is a predicted model, not a curated record. NCBI's taxonomy places the organism in Eukaryota, Metazoa, Arthropoda, Insecta, Hymenoptera, Figitidae. The transcript has a single exon. Gene Ontology annotation, cellular component: small-subunit processome; nucleolus. Gene Ontology annotation, biological process: rRNA processing.